This is a messenger RNA of Suillus subalutaceus, 2881 nucleotides long. RefSeq lists its product as uncharacterized. NCBI's taxonomy places the organism in Eukaryota, Fungi, Basidiomycota, Agaricomycetes, Boletales, Suillaceae. The transcript is spliced from 10 exons. Bases 1 to 2841 code for a protein of 946 amino acids. The record is from RefSeq and is a predicted model, not a curated record.
AUGUGGGACCUCGGCGAUGAACUAUUACAGCAAGCUCCGGCGAAUGACCUCGAGGAUGUUUCCACACCUUGUACCGGUAAUGCCAUGUCUCUCUCAUCUAAAGGACAUUAUAUUGACAAGGCAUGGGGCAAGGACCGAUACCGAGAGCUCAUGAGAGUCGCCCGACAGUGGAGGCAGUUGAAGACGAUGAAAUGGCAUGGCUUCGGCCAUUGUUCCGACAGCCCGAAUGCAGGAGAUCUCGCAUUAUUUUGCCCGGCAUGUCCUCAGCCUGGGAUUAAUGUGUCCUUCUCAGGGGAUGAAUCACUUGAUGAGUGGAAAUACACCCGGUCAUUUGUUAUGGAUGGAAAUUUCAAAGCUGAACACCUGCAUCCCAUGAAGCCAUUUGAUGAAGUUGGCUGUCAGAUGGGUUGGGAUUCAUGGUGGGAAAGGACAGUAAAUCAAGCAAAUGCGGCUCGGCACAAGCUGGAAUCCACGGGUAUCGGGGGAAUUUUCAGAAAGGCGAAAGGCAAGCCGACCCAGCCAUUCGAUAUUCACGAGUUAACCAUGCAUCAUUCGCAGACAAAUGAACAUGGACUAUGCCCCUUUGUGAGGCUGCCCGGCACAACAUGGAAGGCAUCACCAGGGCGGUCACCUUCUAUGAUAUCAACUGUCAAUACAAACAAGCACUUUCGGGUUCGGGUGGAUCGAAGCCGAUUUCUCGAAAUGGUUCCGGAAUUGACCAUCAUUCCCGGAAUCGGGUUGUGGCACAUCCACGGACAUCAGGACAGCUGCUAUGUCCGAUAUGCGUCGAAUUUUAUCGAAGGCAUCGGUCGGAUUGAUGGAGAGAUCAUGGAGACCCUAUGGCGAAGAAUGGCAUUGCCGAAAGUGAAAAGGCUUUCGACAUACUCAAUGAAGCAGCACCCUGGCGAUUCAAAGACAGAGUGGCUAGCCAGCGAGAGGAUCGCUCAGUCCAGCAGAAUAAAUAAUCCUGCGGCUAUGGAUGUAUAUGAGAUUAAUAUCAAGAAGGCACCGAGCAAAAAGGAGAUCGAGCUUAGGCUACUAGAGGAGGGUAAUGCCCGAAAUGCAGCACCUGCUCGCAGGUCUGUGGCGACAUGGAUAUCAAUGGGGUUGGCGAUUGAAGAGGCUCAAAUCGCAUUGCUCAUCGAGGUCCGAAGAAUUGGUAGAAGAACUACCGAGACACAGAAGUUAGACAUCGCCCGGCAACGCGAUCGUCUCCAAGGCCAGAUAGAUGGAUUCACUCGGUCUGCUAUUACGCAUCUCGGAGAGGGAUUUGAUGCAGAUGAUGAUCCUGAAGACUUGUACUUGGACAUUCUUGAUGAUCUCGAUGAUGACUUGGCAGACUUCACCGAGACAUCUGACACAUGGGCAAACUCCCCUGAGCUCACUGUAAUCCCAUUGCCAUCAAACCUCGGGGUAGAUCGAUGCAGACGCUGUAUGGCAGACGAUCUCAUUCCGCUGGAGAUGUCUCUUCGUGAAGGGCAGGCCAAUGACUCCCUUCACAACCUCCGAAUUCACUUGUGCAACAAGGCGAUUCUGUUUCGAACAACAGUUAGGCAAGCCAAAUCCCAGGCCCUGAAAACUCGAGCUUGGUCCCAGGUGACGUCGGUGCAGCAGGCAGUGUCCCUCCAUGCCAGUAUAUAUACGAAGACGAGGAAGCAAAUGAUGCAACUGGAGCCAGGGCAAGACCAGGUUCAGAAAUACAAACCCCUGCUUCGAGAGCAACUCAAAAUCAGCACUGCCGUCGGCGAUCCAAAUGCCCGAGGUCAGCGAAACGAGUCCCUCGCUUGGUUCUGGUCAGUCGAAGUCGACCUUGGGGGUCCCGAUCACUCGUGGAAUGAGGAAUUUUACCGAGUUCAUUGGCUCCGGGCAAAGGCACUACGGGAUCGAUGGAAGGAAGAAAUGAUGUUGGUCCAAUUGGAGAUGGAUUGGACAUGUAACUUUUUCUUGUGGAAAGCAACCCAAUGGGGUGACAGGAUGCAGCGAAUCAUUGGUGAAACACCUUCCGGGUCAUGCAUGCUACUCGGGAAGGCAAUCCCAAAUGUAUUCAUUGCUGGCACAGGAUGCCCAGGCAGCAUUUCAAGACCUGAAGACCGGCUUCAUAAUCCUGCAUUAACCAUGUCUGUAUUGCAUACUCCCCCAACAUCCCCUUCUAAUUCUCAGACUUCCGGCAAUGGGUUCCGACCCCUCACACUCACUCAGGCAGAUAUUGCAGCUACAAUGUCAAUGGCUGCAUCUCGCAUCCGAGCGUCCAUCUCUCAAUAUCAGAUGGAGGCUGCCCACACCCAGGAGCCAUCUGCUACUCGGAUCACGCACUUUAAAGCCGGGCUGCAAUGGGAGAUAGCUACUUUUGUGACUCCCAUCCUGCAGUACUCAGCUGCAAGGAACAUCAUUUCGGUUGUUCCGAGCCCGGUUGCUCAUAUUCUUCAGUUGAUUCCCGAGCUCACCUGGAACAUGGUUCCGGACCACAUCUUUUCAUCCCACCUAUGCCAGUUUCAAGACGUUGCAGAUCUGGGGGAUCCCUCCCGCAUUGUAUCCACCUAUGGUACUCCAUGGUGGACCGGAUCAACUGCCAUCCCGAACGAAUUAUGGCCAUGGGAUCAGGUAUUCGCUAAUUGUGUCUGUCACUACCAGCAUUGGCUAUCUGGCGUUGAGGACGAACGUCUUGUUGUUCCCGAGCAGGUGGAUGAAAGCUCGCUUGCAACGCUGAAGGCACUGAGGUGGAUGAGGGAACGCCUCCUGACAGUGAUUGAGGAUCAACAAGCUGGCAUCCGUGAAAAGAUGGCAGAGAUUCAGAUGUACACCGCCAUCCUAACCAAAUUGAACCCAAGGGGACCAGAGUAGUUCUAGUCCUUCAGUUCAGAAUGUUGAAGUCUAAAUUCUG